Armigeres subalbatus is the source of this 1035-nucleotide messenger RNA. RefSeq lists its product as uncharacterized. The coding region runs from base 1 to 1035 and encodes 344 amino acids. The record is from RefSeq and is a predicted model, not a curated record. Lineage: Eukaryota; Metazoa; Arthropoda; Insecta; Diptera; Culicidae. The transcript is spliced from 3 exons.
AUGGAAGCAGAUUGGAUGUUUUCUUCGGAUUCCAGUGACGAUGAGCUGGAAAUCAUGGGCCUGAUGAUGCAACAAGCACAGGCGAUGAUGGAUGAGUCCGAAAGUGGAAAAGAUAGACGUGCCAGGCGAGCCAACAUCGACCGGUCUGCGGAGGAAGGAGCUAAGCGUCUGGUUGCUGAUUAUUUUUCGGACAAUGCAACCUACAGCGACACCCAAUUUCGGCGGCGGUUCCGGAUGGCCCGGGCGUUAUUUUUGCGGAUUGUGAAGGACGUUGAAGCGAAAAAUCAAUACUUUGUCCAAAAAGCUGAUGCAACGGGCAAGCAAGGAUUGACCGCGCUGCAGAAAUGCACCGCAGCUAUGCGCCAGUUGGCGUACGGAUGCCCCGCCGAUGCAGUUGAUGAAUAUUUGCGGCUAUCGGAGACAACGGCUCGCAAUUGUUUAUUAGAGUUUUGCCGUACGGUUGUCCGAGUGUAUGAGGCAGAGUAUUUGCGAACCCCGAAUGAAGAAGAUAUGCGCCGUUUGUUGGACGAAGGCUCCCGAAGAGGAGCUCCUCCUAUAAACUUCGAAGUUAACGGAAGAACCUACACCAAAGGCUAUUACUUGGCGGAUGGGAUUUAUCCACCCCUGUCGACGUUGGUCCAGACAAUCCCGUCUCCAUUUGGUCAGAAAAGGAAGUACUUUGCCAAACUUCAAGAAGCAGUUAGAAAAGACGUGGAACGUGCUUUUGGGGUACUAACGAUACGAUUCGCCAUUCUGAAAAAUCCUGCUAGACUUUGGCAUAAAGAGGAUCUAGCAACAAUCAUGCGUUCUUGCAUUAUAUUGCAUAAUAUGACCAUUGAAUAUCAGCGUGAUGAUACGAGCGAGUCUGAAACAGAAUUCUGGAUCAACGAUGGAACAUUGAACAUGGGUGUAGGUGAUGCAAGUUUUACGGCUUUCCUUGAACGCUAUGAACAAGUUCAUAACGUAACGUUGCAUAAUCAGUUACAGGAAGACUUGAUUGAGCAUUUGUGGAAAUUGAAAGGGGAUGAGGAAUAA